AUGAUUGAAAUACAACCACUACACAACAUGCUAAUCAACAGCAAAAAAGGAGUACCUGCUAUAAAGGUUCAGGUGCUGCCUAAUUUCAGAUCAUAUAAUGGUGCUAUGAUUCGCCAAGCGUACGAACGUAUGAAUCCGCGUUACUAUAGGGAAGCUAAUGUGAAGAAGGUGUUUUCGUUAGGGCUGAUCCUUGAAAAUCAGACGUUCACUGUGGUUCAAGAUGAACACGUUCGUGGAUGUUUGCGAAUAAUGGGACGACUUUCCAGAAAAGGCGUUAAGAAACUACCUGUAGUCAUGUCAUUAGAAGUAGAGGAAGAGUUGGCUUCCCCAUUGAUUCGUUUCAUUCCUGACUCACCUUCGGCUUUGGCUGAACAGCUAGCCAGAUAUGCUGCCUACGACAUUGAAAACUUCCAGAAGGUACCCCCCCACUUGAUUAACCAAGGAGAAUCGUUUAUGAUUUAUGCAGAGGGACAGAUUAUUUUGCUUGGUACAUGUUUGGUUCAAGCGAUUGAUACAUUUGUUAAAUUUUUUAAUGUUUUCAAUUAUAAGGUGCCCCCGGAAAAAAAUAACCAUACAAUAACCAUAAAAUAA
This is a messenger RNA of Ochlerotatus camptorhynchus, 591 nucleotides long. RefSeq lists its product as uncharacterized. NCBI's taxonomy places the organism in Eukaryota, Metazoa, Arthropoda, Insecta, Diptera, Culicidae. The transcript is spliced from 5 exons. The record is from RefSeq and is a predicted model, not a curated record. Bases 1 to 591 code for a protein of 196 amino acids.